UUUAGACGCAUUUGCGUCAGUCGUUAUCGAGACUUCGACGGCGCGGCGCAUCUCCAUCGGAGUCGGCCGGGUCGUGAUCUACGAUUUUCUCGAUCGAGACCGGGAGACAUGAAAAUUGGGGGAACUAAAAGAAUCUGAGACUCCGUCUCGUCGAGAGUCGCGUGCCAAACCGUAUCGACCUAACGUAAUUUUGGGACCGUGCAGAGAGUGUCAGCCCAAUACAUAUGGAAUAUCUUGAGUAAAUACAUACGUACAGCAGUCGUCGACGCAUCGAAUCGAUCGGAACACAGGAACCGACACGGUUUCUCUUACUAGGGAUCAAAAUUAGAGCGGAACACAUCAUUAGUCGAUGACCAAUAUUCCGUAGCUCUUUUCAAGUAUACUUGAUGGCAAGUCAUGGAUGUCACGAGGGCAAGAGUCUUAAAACGUACGAGGAAUCACGUGUCCCGACGCUAGUGGACGCGAAGUCGGGAGUGCCGGCAAACUUAAUCAAACGAAAGUAGUGAUAUCCGGUGAAGAUAAUCAUUCGGGAGUAGCGAAAUCCGGUCGACGGAGGGGCCCGGUUUCUCGCGACGUUUUCGCGACGACGACGGCUCUGUUCGCGAACGGAGAGCAAGAACAGAGAGCGAGGCUCGGGAACGAGGCUCGAUGAUCCUCGCGAUCAGGUUCGCGUCGAACCGACGCUCGCCGAGAGUAUGCUACCACGAGCAACGAAGCCGAUUCCCGAGGUUCACCGGGUCGACAUCAAGGGGGAUGGGAACGGGGGUAAAAAGAGACGAUCCCGGUUGGUCGUCGAUUGCCUACGUCGACGACCGAGUUUCGUACUGCUGUUGCUCCCGGCCGCGCUUGUCGCGAGCUUGUACAUCGUUUCAUCCGAGGAUGAUUUCGCCCAGAGAUAUCAACCCUUCUACAGGCCUUACAACGCGACGGAGGAAAGAUCAAAUGUUCGUGCACAAACAGCGGAUGGUUACCUGGUGUGGAGCUCGCGGUGCCAGAUGCUGUCGAAGGAUCCGCUGGAUUCGUCCAUUCGAGCCUACGUAAAGAAAGAGAAAUUCGAGAAGUGCACGACCGAACCCCUGAUCACCGGCCUAUCUCGCGAGGAAAACGGCACCGUGGUCCUUUUCGUGGACCCGGCUGCUUUGAAACAUCAACCCGGCCUCGAGUGCUGUUGGUCGCCGGUCUACAGAUCUGACAAACAACCGAAGAAACCGACGAAGGACAACAAUAUUGAUUCGUCGAUCGUAGUGAAAAAAUGCGAGAAUCUCGAAGGGAAAGCCACGGUGCCGAAGCAGGCGUACGCGACGAUGGUCAGCUGCAAGUCGAAGUCGAAGUCAUGGAAAAAGCGCGGCAAACCGAUCUACGAGAACGUCCACGCGAUUCUGGACGUGGAGAAGGUGCGCGACCGCUUCAAGCAAAACUCGACCGGGGGGGUGUUGUCGAGGAAGCUGAGCGUGCUCCUGCUAGGUAUCGACAGCGUUAGCAGGCUAAAUUUCAUUCGCAGCGUGCCGAACACCGAGAGAUACUUAAAGGAGACCGGCUGGGUCCAGAUGAACGGUUACAACAAGAUGGGUGACAACACCUUCCCGAAUCUGAUGGCGAUCCUCACGGGCCAGAAUCAGGCUCAGGCCUACUCGAUAUGUAAGCCGACGGUCUCGUACAAGUUGGACCAGUGCUCGUUCAUCUGGCGAAAUUUCCGCGACGCCGGCUACGUUACCGCGUACGGGGAGGACGAGACGUCGCUCAACACUUUCAAUUACCUGAAAAUGGGCUUCGUAGAACCGCCGACCGAUUACUAUCUCCGGCCGUACAUGCUCGCCUGCGAGAAGCUCCUCAAGGUGAAAAAGAGAUUCGGUUUGAAAUAUUGCACGGGUCCAGAGUCCAGCUUCGACCGGAUCCUCGACUACGCGAUCGAGUUCGCGCGAGCGUUCUUCGGCCUCCCGUACUUCGGCUUCUUCUGGACGAUCAGCGUCAGCCACGAGAACGCCAACGGGCUGUCUUCGAUGGACGGCAAGCUCCUCGGCAAGUUGAAACAGUUGGAACAGGACGCGGUACUGAACGACACCGUGAUCGUGUUACUGAGCGAUCACGGGAUGCGUUGGGGUCCGAUCAGGAACACUUUCGUCGGCUGGUACGAGGAGCGAUUACCGUUUCUCUAUCUCUGGUUACCGGAGUGGUUCCGAGCCGAGCGGCCCGAGGCCUACUCCUCGCUGCUCGCGAACCAACACCGAUUGACUUCGCCGUUCGAUCUCUACGAGACGCUGAGGGAAGUGUUGAACCUUUCCGGUGGUCAGGCAGACCCAGCGCCGGGUUGUCCCAAUUGCCACAGCCUGAUCGGUGGUCCUGUUCCGAGGGAGAGGGGCUGCUCCGACGCGGGCAUCUCGUCCCACUGGUGCGCUUGCACGGCGUUCGAACCCGCAGAUCCCGACGAUCCGAUCGUUCGAAACGGUGUGCAGACAUUCCUGGAUCACGUGGAUAAGCUGCUAGAUGCUUACCGGGACAAAAAGGGCAGGCGACUGUGCGCGAAGCUCCGCCUGAAAAAACUGUACCGAGUUGAUCGUGUGAUCGAUUUCGGAAACUCGAGCAGCGUGGCUUAUUUUUACAUGAUCCAGGUCGCUCCAGGGGACGGGAAGUUCGAAGUGACCGUGAAUUAUCACGAGAACGGCACGUAUACCGUGUCCGAUCACGAGGUCAGCAGGUUGAAUCAGUACGCCUCGUCGGCGGAUUGCUUGGACCGAGGGAUGAAGCAGUAUUGCCAUUGUCUCAAGUGAUAUCGCUGGCAUCGACAAAUAUUCUAUAAAAAGGAAUCGCGAACGAGGCCUAGCGAAGUGCCAAAUCCGGUCCGCCUUGGAGAUUCUACCGUAUCUUUAGACGUCGUUCACGGCCGGAUCGCGAACUAGAAAUAUAUGACGCGUUCGAUCUUGGACGUUGACCUUAGAUCUGUUACCCAGUGGCCAAAGAUGAACCGUACGUUACGGCUUACGAUUAGAAAAUAGCGUGUUGCCAUUGGAUUCGGCCUAUAACCAAUUUCUGUCUAACACGAGCAACGAAAUCUUUUAAUAGGCGAAAGAGAACAAUGAAAUCUGCGGCGUGUACUCCCCUCAGUCGUUACAUGUAGUAUCGCACGUCGCUUAACGCGCGGAGCCUCGGAGAGAUUUCAACGAACGGGAAAUUAGUCAUCUGCGUUCUAAAUAGUAUCACAAUAGUGUCUCGUUAAAUCGCGUUCCAGCUUUAGACCGUCGAUUUCACACGUACAUAAUGAAAUGCGUAGAAAAAAGAAACGCAUGAAAAUAUCAGAAAUAUAAAAAAUGCGCACUGCAAUGCUCGAAUGGUAAAAGAAACUUCAACUUGGAACGGAUUUUUUUAAUCAACUACCACGUAUAAAUGUAUUAUUUUGCAUAAAAGUUUGCAGUCUAUCGAAAUGCAUGUGGCUCGUUGUUCUUUAUCCUCCGUCGUAAAACUAUGCCUCCACGACCCGUAGACGCGAACAGCGAAAUCCAUUGUUCCUAUACCAAAUAGUAAAUCAGAGAAAUCCGUGGCACGUCGUCGUUAAGCGGUAAGAUCGCCGUAUACUUACACGUAUCUACGCGGGUGUACAAGUAUGUGCUUGUCGUAUACAUAGACAUAUAUUUUACUACGUCUCUUUGACAACAGAACUUACUUACACUGAAAAGGGAAACAAAAGUGAAUCGAUCCAGAGCUUUUAUCUUUACAUGCCAACGAUACGAAAUAAAUCGAUUUCGAAAUA
Ceratina calcarata is the source of this 3745-nucleotide messenger RNA. RefSeq lists its product as uncharacterized. The record is from RefSeq and is a predicted model, not a curated record. The coding region runs from base 696 to 2768 and encodes 690 amino acids. Lineage: Eukaryota; Metazoa; Arthropoda; Insecta; Hymenoptera; Apidae. The transcript has 4 exons.